AUGGAGAACGCCAACCUCCGUCGUCAGCUUUGGGAACACCUCACGGUACACGACCAGUUACAGGUGGCGGAGCAAGAUCGGGAUCGGGCCACAGCAGAACACCGAGCUCUCCUCGACACACUGAACAGUGCUAUACUCGGGUCCCGGUCGUCUGCGUUGACCGCUCGACCGACGCCUAGAAGUGCUACUCCGAACGGAUCGCCACCUGUUUCCGCACCCCAGGGAUUGAUAUCGCUUGCCCGUAGAGAUCGCUUGCCCGUAGGUCCAGGUUGA
Messenger RNA from Peronospora matthiolae, 273 nucleotides. The record is from the annotation of a GenBank genome assembly. NCBI's taxonomy places the organism in Eukaryota, Oomycota, Peronosporomycetes, Peronosporales, Peronosporaceae.